Molecule: messenger RNA, 3551 nt
Organism: Stegastes partitus (bicolor damselfish)
Lineage: Eukaryota; Metazoa; Chordata; Actinopteri; Pomacentridae
Gene: mmp11a
Product: matrix metallopeptidase 11a
Exons: 8
Coding region: 66-1505 (479 amino acids)
Biological process (GO): extracellular matrix organization; proteolysis; collagen catabolic process
Cellular component (GO): extracellular matrix
Molecular function (GO): zinc ion binding; metalloendopeptidase activity
Source: RefSeq, a predicted model, not a curated record
GCACUCCGCUGCGCCACGACCUGCCCUCCUGUGCACCUCCAGCGCGGCUCCGGACGGCGGCGAGGAUGCGGACUUCUCUGGCUCUCUGCUGCUGCGUCUUUGCGCUGCAAUGCCUCCAGAGCUCGGUGUGUGCUCCGGUGCGAGGAUCCAGCAGGUACAAAGUGGCACCGAUCUCUGAAAAGUUCCCGGAUCUGAAGAAGAGAGGAAAAGUUUCUCACGCUCAGGAUUUGGUCAAGGAGGCGAGUUUGUCAACCAACCGCUCGAUCACGUGGAACCGACCUCGUUGCGGUGUACCGGACUUCCCCACCCAGAAGGACGUGCACUAUCGGGGGCGACACCGCCAGAGACGCUUCGUCCUGCACGGAGGACGUUUGGACAAGACGGCCCUCACCUACAGGAUUGUCCGGUUUCCCUGGCAGAUGGGCGAGCAGAAGGUCCGCCGGGUCUUCAGGGAAGCGCUGAAGAUCUGGAGCGACGUCACACCGCUCACCUUCACUGAGAUCCACAGCGGGAAGGCCGACAUCCGCAUCGACUUCACCAGCUACUGGCACGGAGACAACCUUCCCUUCGACGGCCCGGGUGGGAUCCUCGCUCACGCCUUCUUCCCCAAAACGCACCGACAAGGCGACGUUCACUUCGACUAUCACGAGUCGUGGACCCUCGGAAACCACAUGGGUACAGACCUUCUCCAGGUUGCCGCCCAUGAGUUCGGGCAUGUCCUGGGCCUGCAGCACUCCCGUGAGCCUGGAGCCAUCAUGUCCGCAUUUUAUUCCUUUUCCUACCCACUGAGACUGAGCGAGGACGACAAGCAAGGCAUCCAGUACCUGUACGGAGCUCAUCCGCUAGUCAUGCCCUCGCCGCCGCCGCCGCCACCACCUCCAUCAAACCCAGAGACCAAUGAGAUCUUCCCUAAUUUCCAGCCCGACGCCUGCCAGACGGACUUUGAUGCUGUGUCUAUGAUCCGAGGAGAGCUGUUCUUCUUCAAGGCGGGCUACGUUUGGAGGAUCAGGGACGGGCAUCUGGAGAGCGGUUACCCGGCGCUGGCGUCCCGUCACUGGAGGGGGAUUCCCGACAACAUCGACGCCGCCUUUGAAGACAAGUCAGGGAAUAUUUGGUUCUUUCAAGGUGAGGACUACUGGGUGUUCGACGCUGAGAUGAAGAUCAAAGGGCCGGUGUCCAUCAGGAGUUUGGGUCUGUCGGUGUCGGGGAUCCAGGCGGCGCUGCGCUGGGGCCACGACUCCAACUACAACACCUACUUUUUCAAGUCAGGCAGCUACUGGAGGUUCAGCCCCUGGCAGAACCAGGUCGAGUCCGUCUACCCUCGCAGUAUGCAGGACUGGAGCGGCAUCCCCGACGACGUGGACGCCGCCUUCAGGGACAUCUACGGCUACGCUCACUUCAUCCGAGGACGACAGUAUUGGAAAUUCGACCCCGUUGGCAUGAACUCUUUGGAGGGCUACCCUCGCCACGUCGGCAUGGAUUUUUUCGGCUGUAGAAGCGUGUGAAGUCUUCGCCUGUGGAUAAUCAGAUUUGUUUUGUUUUUCUUUGUUUGACCAUGAAGAGGAGUUUUUGGAACAAAGACGUUUUUAUUGUAUUCGGAUUCAAGAGGACGAGACCUUUAAAUCUGUUUAUGCUUCACUCCAUUUAUUGAUACUCAGAUCAAUUACACCUUCUUCUCAGGAAAAACCAAGUUGUGGUCCCUCAGACUUGGCACCUCCUGUGCAGCUAUGCUCAUAUUUAUUUUGCACAUUUUUGUCACCAUAAGGCUGAGAUCUGGGCCCUGUAUUAAUGAUGUGUUGAUGCUGAUGUGAACUGCACCGCUCUCCUUUCUUUGAGCCUGAAAGUGAGAUUUUCGGUUCACGGGCAGAACCGAUGCAGACUGUCUUACUCUCUGUCGUCAGUGUUUUCCAUUUCAGCUGGUUUGUGUUUUCAUCGCGGACGGACUCGCUGAUUCAAAAGUGUUUGAAGAGUGACAUCAAAGUUAAACCUGCAUUAGCCCAGUGCCUUCUUUACCUAUCAAAUGACUAAACGAUCGACAGUUUUAGCUUCUUUAGGAUGAAGUUGACUUUCCCGCCAACAUGACACGCACGUUCCACUAAUCACAACAUAUAAAACAAAAAGUUCUUUUAUCACACAGACUUUUUGAAACCUGUCAAGAUUUUUUGACAGUUUGAUCAAUCAGCUUUUGAAGAAUUUCAGGUUUCUGGCCCUGAAUUCUGUCUCUCAGGCACUCCCCUGCUGUCCUGUGUCACCAGCAGUCGAGUUUUCAUCCAAAUUUGGUCAAAAUUUUCAAAAAGUAAUCACAAUGAAAUGCAGAGUGAAGUGUGAUUUCAUCUACUAAAGUUAUGAGAUCUUUACGAUUUGGUAAUAGUAGAUGCACCAAUCGUCCAGUGGCCUGCCAUUAAAACUGUUGCAGAACAAGUGUGAACAUCGCACAGAAAUGUGCAUUUAUGUUUGCUUCACGUCUUGAUGAUUUGAAGAAGUUUCUGCACAGAUGUUUCCCUGCUGCUUUUCAGUCACCAGUUUCAUGUUUGUGUUUUUUACUCCAUUGCACUUUAUCGACACCAACUUUUCCACUUCAGCCAGGUGCUAAAAAACUUUGCAAUACUUUGACUUUCUGGUGCUUCCACUCUGUUCAUGCACAAAAACAGAUGCAUGGAAAUUAAUGGAACAAAGAUCUGAGGAGUCCUUGCGUUGCCAAAUGAAGAGCCAGUGCAGACACAGCUCCUACAGCCUUUUUCUUAUCAAUCUUGCAAAUAACAGGCUGCUUUUCCACUGCAGGAACUAAAAGCAGGCAGGAAGUGGUGCAGAUGUUUACAGGAAUGACCCCCAAUGGAUCCUUUAAGGCUUUUCUGCUUCUGUUUCGGUGUAGAGUCCAACAGCUUUGACCACGACGUUGACUCCAAGCGCACCAAAACGACGACUAGUUGUAGUUACUGAACGUAUCUCCGGUUCUCUGUAGGAAACAACAAUAGAGGUUGCUAUGCUGGCCUAGAUGGUGUCUCCUACGUUGUUGAUGGUGAUGUUAGAGAGGGGAUCAAGACGGCAGAAAAAUGGUGCUUGUCGUUUUUUCAGGGCUACUCAGAAGUACCCAUCCUAGAAUUUAAGCUUUAUUCUAGACCGUGAAAUGGUCGACAGGUUCCUGGAGUGGAAAGCAACCUCACGAAACUCGCCACAACCAAAGGUAGCAACCAACAUGCUAGUUAGCUUUGCUGUGCCACUUUCAGGCAGGAACAACUUUCAUGUCCAAAAACACCUGCAAAUACUGUAAUGUUUGACACUACAGUCACAUACUCUGUUUGAAACACAUUUUUCUCGAGACAGAAAGGCCUAAAAGCAACUCAGGUGUGUGUCACUGAAUAUAAAACCCCUGCCCUAAACUGUGUACACAAGAUGGGUGUAGUUACCUCGGUGCCACCCACUGGUUUGUGAAUCGUCGUGUUGAGUUUGGCGUUUGAUCGUCGCCAUCUUGGUUUGUUGAAACGCGACAAGAUCUGACUUUUUUUUUUUUUUAAAUCAUAAAGUCUAGAUAUUUAAAAUGGCAUCUGUGA